This is a messenger RNA of Condylostylus longicornis, 2458 nucleotides long. RefSeq names its product homeobox protein B-H1-like. Bases 1411 to 2340 code for a protein of 309 amino acids. The transcript has 3 exons. The record is from RefSeq and is a predicted model, not a curated record. Lineage: Eukaryota; Metazoa; Arthropoda; Insecta; Diptera; Dolichopodidae.
UUCUAAUAUAUACAUAAAUAAUAUAUAUGUAUUGAGAUAUAAUCAAACUAAACAGAUGAUUUUUUGUGUGUUCUUUAUUUGACAAAAAAAAACCAAAAAACAAAGUAUAUUAUAAAAUAAAACUAAAAAGAAUUUAGUUAAUAAAUUUAAAUUUGCGUAAUUAAAUAUUCAUAUAACGAACAAAUGUACAUAUAUAAUAUAUAAAUCCUUUUAUUUUCACUUGUAAUCAAUUUUUAAACAAAAACAAAAAAUUAAAGAAAAAAAGUAGAAAAUAAAUUAUACUGGUAUUACAUAUGUAAUUACUCAUCAUACUUCAUCACAGUUAAAAUAAGUAUAAAAGUAAAAAAAAAUAGCAAAGUACAGAAAGAACGAAAAUAUUAUUAUUUAACGGGGUAAAAGUAAAGGAAAAUUGUAAAAAUUUUUUAUCAAAAAGAAAGAAACAUCCAAAGUGAAAGGAAAAACAUAAGGUGAAAAACACGUACACGCAAAGGUGUUGCUUCUGAAUAGAAGAAUUGUUGCAUAUAACUGGACUGAAUUCAAAGUUUAAUUUGAUUCAUAUAUGAAUUUUAUUUUCAAAAGAAAAUAGAAAAAACAAGAAUACUACAAACAAAAUAUCAUUCGUAUUCAAAAUGUGCAAAAACAUAAAAAAUUUGUAAAUAUUUAAGAGCGCGCAAUCGAAAGAGCUGAUUUAACUAAUAAAUUUAUUAAAGGAUUUUAAGGUUUGCGGUAAAUUACAUUUUCAGUAAUUAGCAUAAUCAGAAAAUUUAUUUUAAUUAAAUAAAACCAAAAUAGAUACAUAUUUAAGUUCAGUAUUUGUAAAUUUUGGGCUUUAUUUCUUAAAUGUCGUUACUUAUUCAAUUGAAAAAAAAUUUUUAUAAUAAAAUUUAUUGAAUAAUUUAAAAAUGAUUUGUGUAUUUGAAGCGAACGUUUAAAGUAUAAAAAGUGCCACGAAAAAGUGAUCAGUAUUCCUGUUUAAAUUCAUUUUAUAAAGUCAUUAUAAUUUAAAAAAAAAAAUAAAUUGUAGCAAGGAAAUGUUUUAACAACAAAAAAUUUUUUAAUAAUUUCUAAAUGUUGUGAUAAAAAGCAAGAUUUUGUAAAAAUUUUUUGGUUAAAUUUUAAUUUAUUACAAACUUUAGUUAUGUCGAACUUUACUUUAAAUAUGUUUUGCGAUUUUACAUCAAAUUUAAAUUUGCAUUAAAAAACGGCAAAAAACUUAAAAUUAAUAAAAAAUUUAAGAGAUAUUUGUCAGAGCUAAAUAAAAUUAAGUCAGAUGAAAGGUCAACAUCUAUUUAAUAUUUAAAUCGUUUUUUCAUUUUAAUUUAUUUAAAACACAUGCUAUUAAGUUUACUAUAGAAUAUAUUAAAAAUUUUGAAUUAAAAGUAAAAAAAGAGAUAAGAAAUCAACAUUAAAAUGCAGCACCCUGGUUCUUGGUAUUUGCCAUGGGGAGUCCCAUUACAAAAAAUGUUAGUACCAUUCAAUCAUCCAUCAGCUGUUGCUGCAUACUCUCAACAACCAACUGUACAACCAGGCCAAUGUCACCAAAUACCAACACAAGGAAGUAUUACAACAACAGGUGGUGUUACUCAGCAGACACCACAUCAAACACAAGUUCCAUCUACCGUUGCAUCACCAGCUCUUAAUCAUCAACAACAUCACUAUCAAACAGCUGCUGCAGCUGCAGCAUUAGCAACAGCGGCAGCUCAACAACCAACAGCAGCACAAAAUUAUGCCCAAAUACAUUCGGUAACUGCUGCUGCACUUCAGCAUCAUACAACAAGUCAGGCUGCAGCAGCUGCUGCUCUGCAUCAUCAUACAACUGCUGCUUUACAUCAACAGCAUACAACAGCCCCUCCUAGUGUAACUGGACAUGGACAUGGACAUGCACAUCCACAUCCACAAACAAUACAUCCAGCUGCAGCAGCUGCAAUGUUUACACCAUUAUCUUUAAGAACAUUUAUAACAGCACCGUCAGCACAUAAUCAUUUGGGUUUGGCAGCAGCAGCAGCUGCAGCAGCACAACAACCCUUAACACCUACAUCUGCAGCAGUAGCAGCAGCAUCAGCAGUUGCUGGUCAUUACCAUCAUACGCAUCAACAACAACAUCAACAAUCCCCACAUUUUAAUCAACAUACAUCGCCACCACCACCACCGCCGCCAGCUAGUGCUGUUACAAAUCAAACACAAUCACAAUUAGCUGCAAUGAAUUUAAAUGUUGGUGUUGUAGCAGCAGCAAUGCGUCAAUCGAAUUCGGGAAAUGUUUUGAUGCCUUUAAAAAAGGUAAGUGUUUUUUUCUUUAAUUUAAUUUUAGGAUGUACAUUUUUUUUAAUAAUACAUAUUUAAAAAAAAAACUUGCCUCUUGUUGAUUUCUCAAAAUAUAAUAGACAAAAUAAUUUUGAAUACUUCGUUGUUUUAUGAUAAAAAUAGAACAUUUUUUCACGUAUUUCGUGACAUAAUCCAC